AUGCCUUCUCCACUUCUCCCAAAGAUGAAUCGUUUCGUCCAGUUCAUCAACUCAGCCGACGAGACUAUUGGAAAGGAAGUGGUUUCCGAUGCAGCUAUAUUCCACGUUCCGUUUCAAGAGGCUCCACUGAAAGGAUUCUCUGGGUAUAUGCAAGUUCUAGGGAUGAUGCGCUCUGCCUUCUCAGAUGUUCAGUGGACCCUCGAGGAUACCGUUGCCGAAGACGAUCGAGUAGUUGCGAAGUUUACUUUGCGUGGAACUCACGACGGUGAAUUCUUCGGUGUUCCCCCUUCUGGAAACAAGAUUGAGGCCCGUGCUAUGAAUAUCUAUCGCUUUGUGGAUGGAAAGAUUGUGGAGGAGACUGGCUUGCCUGAUCUGUUCGCGAUCAUGGGGCAAAUCGGAGCUCUGAAGCCUCCAGGUGCUCAGUAG
This is a messenger RNA of Penicillium malachiteum, 426 nucleotides long. RefSeq names its product ester cyclase. Gene Ontology annotation, biological process: polyketide metabolic process. The transcript has a single exon. The coding region runs from base 1 to 426 and encodes 141 amino acids. The record is from RefSeq and is a predicted model, not a curated record. NCBI's taxonomy places the organism in Eukaryota, Fungi, Ascomycota, Eurotiomycetes, Eurotiales, Aspergillaceae.